AAAAACAAUUUUUUAAAAAAUGGAAUCAGAAUCAACUGUUUCUCCUCCUCCCCCACGUCUUUGGUCUUUUUCAAGUGUUCGAUUAGCUAUAGCAAUUUCUUUAGCACUUUCACUUGCAAUUGAAGGUUUAAUGAGGAGUAAUAUAAAUAUGGCAAUGGUUUGUAUGGUUAAUAGAACAGCAAUUUUAGAAGAAGAAUUUAAAUUAAAUAAUUAUUUUAAUAAUUCUUUAAAAAUUGAAGAAAAACAAAUUUUAAAAGAAAUACAAAAUGAAUGUAAAAAUUCUUUUGAAAAAGAAAAUAAAAGUGUUAUUGGUGGAGAUUUAAUAAUUACAAAACAACAACAAUCUUUAAUUUUUACUUCUUUUUAUUUGGGUGGUUUUAUUAUAAUUUUACCUGGGUCAUUUCUUUGUGAUUGGUUAGGUCCAACUCAAUUAGUAUUUCAUGGGGCUUUGUUGAAUGUACUUUUAUAACACCUUUUAUUGCACGCCAAAUGAAACCAAUGGCUUUGGCUUUUGUCCGCUUUUUGAUGGGCUGUGGACAGGGUAUAUUAGUCCCUUGUGUUAAUGUUCUUAUAGCUCAUUGGUUUCCACUUGCUGAAAAAAGUACAGCGAUAGCAAUAUCCACAACAGGUAAUCAAAUUUCUGUUAUUAUUGCAAUGUUUUUAACUGCUGAACUUUGUGUUUUGGAAUUGUUGGGUGGUUGGGCAUCG
Molecule: messenger RNA, 708 nt
Organism: Meloidogyne enterolobii
Lineage: Eukaryota; Metazoa; Nematoda; Chromadorea; Rhabditida; Meloidogynidae
Source: the annotation of a GenBank genome assembly